AUGUCUACCGUUGCUACGUUGUCUGUAAGUGAAAAGGAAUUUACUAGUAAGUUUCUUACUUUGGCAACACUUAAUGAACCCGUUUUACCAUCAAACUACCAAAAACCGUUGAAAGAUGUUAGUGCUUUAGGAGUUGCAUUACCUGCAUUGAAAUAUAGAUAUAACCCAAAGAGAGCCAAGAAGAACCUAGAAAACUCAUCUUUGGUUAAUGAUCAAGCUAAUGGUGAAGUGUCCUUAGUUUUGAAAAGUAUUAGAAAUCCAAAAUUCGUAUUGACUCAAACUUUCCAAACAAGUGAUACCAUUUUACAAAUUAAAGAAUUCUUAUUAAAUGAAAAGAAAGUAGAACAAUUAGGUCAAUUGAAACUGUUAUUGAAAGGGAAAGUUCUUCAUGAUAAUAUCCUUCUAUUGGAACUUGACAGUUCAAGUGACAUUGUAAUAAAUGUGAUCAUUUCUGCGCCUAAACCAAUCACAGAGACAACUCUAGAUAACGGAGAUAAUGAACCUGUACAAGAAUCCAUUGCAGACUUAGAAAAUGUAACUUUACCUUGGAACGAUAUAGAAACUUUAUUAAAUUCUAAGCUCAACAACCCUGAAGAAGUCAAUUUUGCCAUGGAUAGAUUAAAGAAAGGUUGGAAUUUGGCAAAAUAG
Molecule: messenger RNA, 648 nt
Organism: Maudiozyma barnettii
Lineage: Eukaryota; Fungi; Ascomycota; Saccharomycetes; Saccharomycetales; Saccharomycetaceae
Gene: MDY2
Product: Mdy2p
Exons: 1
Coding region: 1-648 (215 amino acids)
Molecular function (GO): protein binding
Source: RefSeq, a predicted model, not a curated record